CCGGGCCCCUAAAGCGGACAAAGUGACAGAAGCUGCCGAGCUUGGAGGUGGGGUAGGUGCGUGACCCACAGAAAGGAGACAUGGAGAGAACAGCUGCAGCAUACGUGAACUGCAACGAGGAAGAUGAAAUGGAAAUCGUGGGCUACAGCCCCUGCUGCUGGAAGCUCGCGCUGGUCUCGCUGGGCACGGUGUGCAGCGGUGGCUUCCUUCUCCUCUUCCUCUACUGGCUGCCGGAGCUGAGCGUCAAGUGGACUUGUCGGGCCGUGCCGUUGCGGGACGCGCGGGUUGUGCUGCUGAGAACCACGGACGAAUUCCAGACCUGGUCCAGGGAAUGGGUCUGUUCUCUCCCUGCCCCGGGCACCGACCCCCUGGGCUUCCCCCGGCAGUCAGAGAGCAAGAGGCCCCUGUGCCAGGUGGGGACGACGGGCGAUGGGGGCUGUGAGGAACGGCUU
This is a messenger RNA of Python bivittatus (Burmese python), 452 nucleotides long. The record is from RefSeq and is a predicted model, not a curated record. NCBI's taxonomy places the organism in Eukaryota, Metazoa, Chordata, Lepidosauria, Squamata, Pythonidae.